CUGCUUCAGAUUUUAUAUUCAUCACUGUCUGCGUCCACUUACGAGUGGCAGACGUUGGACGUACUUGCAAAACGGAUUCACAUUGUGCCUGUAUAUAAUUCAAGUGUUGAGAUCACUCCCACCGUUAUGAUAACUGCCUGCAAAUACUCAACUGCAAUAUCAUAUUUCAACGACAACAUGUACACUGUGGAUACUCGUAAGGCCGGUAUCGUUUCGAUGUAUGAAAAUCAGCUGACUGUUAUGUUCCGGACGUUUGAAAAUGGAAUUUUUAUAUUUUCGAUGGCUGAUCAAGGAGAUUUACUCAUUGCUCAAAUUGUUCUUGGAAAAGUCCAUGUUAUUUUUGAUUUUGGUUCACUUACUCAAACAACGAUCUCAGGCGGGACAGCAUUAAAUGAUGGUGAAUGGCACGAGAUGCGAUGGAUACACCAGUUUGAUUCAGUACAGCUGUAUAUUGAUAGCGUUAUCAUGAAUACAACUGCUCCCUCUGGUCUCUAUCGGAAGCUGGACUUCGAUUCUAAAAUCCAUGUCGGAGGAAGGCCACCAGACGAUAUGAGUACGGGUAUUGAAACUAGCUAUCACGGUUGUUUGGCGCGAGUCAUGCUCAACAAUAUCGAUUUGUUGGCUGAAAUCCCGAGACAACAGCGAAGGGAUUGCCAGAUGCCGCGACCACAGCUGAUGACUAUUCUGCCUGGCGGCAGCGUCAAUAUACCUUUUUCAUUUUUGCCAUUUUCCAUCGAGUUUCGUGUGUUACCUCAGCCUUCAGUUAUCUUAUUAUUAACUGAUCCGAAGAAUGCAUCGCUCCUUCAAAUAGCCCUCAACAGCGAUGGCUUACUGGUGCUGAAACUAUUUGCCGAUACGUCCGAGGUGGAACAGCUGUCACAUCCAGGUAGUUCACCCGCUUCAGUUUUUCUUUCAAAGAUUUUUGUGAGAUCGUACAGUUCAAAUUCUUUUUUUUUACUUUGAUU
Gongylonema pulchrum is the source of this 965-nucleotide messenger RNA. Lineage: Eukaryota; Metazoa; Nematoda; Chromadorea; Rhabditida; Gongylonematidae. The record is from the annotation of a GenBank genome assembly.